Cottoperca gobio is the source of this 3946-nucleotide messenger RNA. RefSeq names its product thioredoxin-related transmembrane protein 2b (gene tmx2b). Gene Ontology annotation, biological process: brain development. Gene Ontology annotation, molecular function: disulfide oxidoreductase activity. Gene Ontology annotation, cellular component: membrane-bounded organelle. The record is from RefSeq and is a predicted model, not a curated record. The transcript is spliced from 8 exons. Bases 114 to 1037 code for a protein of 307 amino acids. NCBI's taxonomy places the organism in Eukaryota, Metazoa, Chordata, Actinopteri, Perciformes, Bovichtidae.
UAGCUAGCGUCGAGCCAUUCAUAUCAGGCUAACUGCUUCAUCACUCGCUGACAGCCUCGGCCUUUUCGGGGUUUGUUACCGGUGUUAGUCGUAGUACGACAGUUAAAUAGAAAAUGGCUUUGCUAACGCCGUUAAUUGCGUUCCUGUAUCACCUGCCGCAGGUGUACAAGUGGCUGCUGAAGCCUUACUAUGUAGCCUCUCUCUUCAUGUCCAUAGCCUUUCUAGUUGUCCGCAAGGCGCCUGGCAUCUGCGACAAUCUGACUACACAGCGAGAGGACGGCAACUCCUGCGACUUCGACUGGAGGGAGGUGGAGAUCCUCAUGUUCCUCAGUGCCAUCGUCAUGAUGAAGAACAGACGAGCGAUAACGGUGGAGCAGCAUGUGGGCAACAUCAUCCUGUUCAGCAAAGUGGCCAAUGUCAUCCUCUUCUUCAGACUGGACAUCAGGAUGGGCCUGCUCUACCUGACACUCUGCAUAGUGUUUUUGAUGACCUGUAAGCCUCCUCUUUACAUGGGACCAGAGUACAUCAAAUACUUCAGCGACAAAACCAUCGAUGAUGAGCUGGAUAGAGACCCUCGUGUGACGUGGAUUGUUGAAUUUUUCGCCAACUGGUCUCCAGAGUGCCAGUCCUUUGCUUCUGUCUAUGCUGAUCUCUCCCUCAAGUAUAACUGUGCUGGUCUCAAGUUUGGUAAAGUGGACAUUGGACGUUAUGGAGAGGUUUCCAAAAAGUACAAGGUGUCGGCGUCUCCGCUGUCCAAGCAGCUUCCCUCCUUGGUGUUGUUUCAGGGCGGGAAGGAGGUAAUGCGGCGCCCCCAGGUGGAUAAGAAGGGUAGAGCCGUGUCCUGGAGCUUCACUGAGGAGAACAUCAUCCGAGAGUUUAACCUGAACGAACUCUACCAGAAAUCCAAGAAGCUCAACAAGAGCAAAGGAGACAAGCUCAUGCAGUCCCAGUUCCCCCCGGUCCCCGAGGAGGACGAGCCCGAGCAGCCAGGAGCCCACGAAGAGGAGGGGGUGGCUGAGUCCAAGAAGGACAAAUAAGACGGUUUGUAUCACUCGGCUUUCACUUCUGGAUGGAACAUGUGGUUCCAGCCAGCUCCUCCUCCUCCUUGUCUUCAAAGUGUUCAGAUGUAAGCUGGUGAAUCAGAACAGGGCUGGUGUUGCUGUGGAUCAUCGUGAGAAUGAAAAUAGCCACAGUACUUCUGCCUCUUUAACACUAAACUCCUGUUUAACCCAUUCAUUUAACAGCUACACUGUUUCCCUCCAUAAGAGAGCAUAGAGAACACGUGUACACUCCAGCAGAGGAGCAGACUGGGAUACAGUCAACCAGCUUUUCUUUUUUUUUGGGGGGGGAGAGUCGUGUAAGGCCUGGGAAUGUGCACCACACAUUUGUGAUGGUUAAAGGGAUAGUUUGGGUCUUCAGCAGUGUGGUUGUGCUCCUCUAUAGUCAGUGUAUACUACAGUACAUGUAGAAGCAGACCGGAGUACCAGCAUGAAGGUAACUGAUGUACUGUGGACAGAUUUUAGACACCUAAAGUCAAUUUAUGUGUAGGCUUUAUUUAGAACAUUUUCACUGCUUACCAUGACAUCAAAAAGCCCUUUAUUGUGGCAUUACAUUUUCUCUACCGUGGAACUUCCAUAUUCCUACGCAUGAGCACUGUAUUACGCCACAGAUCCGCCGUGUGGGAAUGGAAGUGCUGUUUCUAGAUCAGACUGACGUACACUGAAACUGAUAGAUUUGUUUAUGUGGACCUAUUGUUUUAGGUUUUUAAAAUGUGUCCACAGCAGAACAUUGGUCAGCUUCCUGCUGGUACUCCGUCCUACACUGACCUCAUACACCACUUCAAAAGAGCCCAACUAUCCCUUUAAAGUCUGAGUGAAUCAGAAGAGUUCUUACUAACUAAUAGUAAGGGAGCAGUGAAUGUGAUGCUACUUUGUUGUUUUAGAUUUUUUAUGCAACUAAUUUAAUUAGAUUAGAUUUUUUCCAAUGAUCCUCUGAAUAACUAUACAUUCAUGUAAACUAAGUAGUGCACACACAGAAGGCUGCUUGACUUACAUUUCCAGUGUUGAUUCAGUGUCCUGGUGGUUUUGGUUUGAGGUGACAGAUAUGGGAGCGCUUGUUUAACAUGAACUUGAAUGUGGACAGACCAACUCAAAUACAUUUUACAGAUCGUUUAUUGUUGAUUUUGUAUUCAGUGUAUGAGCGUCUCGGAGGGAGAUGAGCGUGACUGUCAUACAUUCAGGUUUUAUACUGAUUUUUUUAUUUACUUUUAUUUUGUUGCUAACAAGGUCCUCUGUAUUUUUCUGUUUUUAGAAGCAGGCAGUGCUCGAGCUUCAGUAUCCACUAGCACUCUAUGUUCUACAGUUUCUCAACCCCCAUCGCUUUUGUUACAAUUACACUUCCAAUAAAGUUAGUUUUUGGAAAAUGACCACGUCCUCAACAGUGAAGGGCAGCGUUACUUAGUUAUGAACCGUAUUCCACUCUGGUAGAUGCAGAUAAUAUGGUCUGCGUGUCCUGCAGUGAACUUCACUUUUCUAUCACAUUUGGUACAGACGUUCAUGUUCCCCUCAGGAUCAAUCGUAAUCACUUUAAUGAUGAUCGGACUUUUCAUCUAUAUUUGUCCAAUACUUUGGUUUAUGAGACAAUACCUGCAGAACUAAUUAUACUCAUCAGCCUCAGCUUUACUUUGUGGUAACUGAUAAUUAGCUAAUGUUAGCAUGCUAACAUGCUAUACUAUGAUGGUAAACAUACCUGCCAAACAUUAGCACGCUGACUUGAGCGUAUAGAACAUCCAGAGCAGCUAGCAUGUCUGUGGAUACUUUGUCUAGUUUUUCUGUUUCAAAUGACAUCAAACCUCAGCCUGUACAUAAUAUUACGUAGUCUCCUUGACGUCACCCCUAAAUCUCGGCCGUCGCCAUCUUGGCAGUAACGCGUCUAACUCCCUACUAAUCUAAAAAAUAAGCAAAGAGGUGGAUCGUGGGUGAACUUGAGGUGAGCCCGGGUGAUGCAGCAGAACAGACAGCUAGCCGCUAGUGACCUGAGACAGCACCAACCAGCCCCUAAUAAUGUGUAACUUUAAGCCUUAAUAUAAUUAAAACGGGUGAGUAAUACAAAGCUUCACAACCCGUACAAUGGUCUAUAAAAAGGGAAAUAAUCUAUAAUGGCCAAAACCUUGUUUUGUACCAGGCUGUAAACGUGUUUGUCUUGUAAAGUUUUAUCAUGUGUGUCUACGGAGUUGACUCUCUUUUGGAGCCAGCUUCAAGUGGCCAUUCAAGGAACUGCAGAUUUUUGGCUUCACUGCCCAGCACCAGAGGUGGCCACUUCUGUAAAACAAAUUUCAACAUGAGUCAGAAGUCAUCCACAAGCUGUCUCCACUUGAAGUGAUCACACACUGGGUCCUGUGCCUGGGGUUGAGAAACUAGCUCACCUGAACAAACCUCAUUAGACAGCACUUUCAUACUGCUGCUGGAUGCACGUAUCCAGGACUGACACAAGUCAUGUUAGCCAAUCAAAUGAUGUCAAACACUAGUCCUGCACAUUGAUUGGCUGCAUACUGGACACACGUGAGAUUAGCAUGAUGAGCAUGUUUGCAGUCCGGUCCUAAUGACUCACACAUCCACUUAACAUUUGAUUUGUUAUAUGAACUCUUGCUAACAUUCCUAAUCGGGAUUUUGAGCUCUUUUUCCUUGUAGUAGUUAACUGGUAAACAUAUGCACACAUGCAGCGUUUAAAUGAAGACACUGUGACUUUAUUCCUUAAUCAUUAUUUUAUUAACUGUUAUUUUGUAUUGCACACUUAAUGUGAAUUUGAUUUGACCUUUUGUCAUGUUGCAUUUCAUUUGAGCUGCAUUCCAAGGCUUGUAUGUAUAUCUGCUCCUGUACAUGUAUGGAGAAGUCUGGCCUGUUUUGUUAUUCAUGCAAUAAAAUAAUGUGCACAUGAUGCAUUUCAA